Aspergillus pseudonomiae is the source of this 1250-nucleotide messenger RNA. Its product is annotated as CDP-diacylglycerol--inositol 3-phosphatidyltransferase. Lineage: Eukaryota; Fungi; Ascomycota; Eurotiomycetes; Eurotiales; Aspergillaceae. The transcript is spliced from 4 exons. The record is from RefSeq and is a predicted model, not a curated record. Gene Ontology annotation, biological process: phosphatidylinositol biosynthetic process. Bases 248 to 1147 code for a protein of 299 amino acids. Gene Ontology annotation, cellular component: Golgi apparatus; membrane. Gene Ontology annotation, molecular function: CDP-diacylglycerol-inositol 3-phosphatidyltransferase activity.
UAUUCCGUUCCCCGCUCGGCGUCGAGACGCGUUGUCAAACUUGCGUUGAUUAGAUUGUUGUAUACUUCCAACCCACGAACACCGCGUAUCGUCGGCUUCCUCCUUAAUAGACACCGGUUGUCACUUCCGUUCAACCUUCGCGCCACCGUGGUUUUCUAGCUUCAGUGCUUCCGAAACCCGUGUAAGACUACUUAUCGCUGGGGAUCGCCCCGUUGGCAAAUUCGUCACAGUGUACAGCGAAUCAACAAUGGCUGCCCGCACAAGAAGACAACAGGCGGCUUUGGCCGCUCAGUCGGAUAGCAAUGAGUCGCCGGCUGGCAAUGGCACAGUGGAAAAUUCACCAAAGAAGACCAGAACUUCGGGCAAGAAGGAAGUGAAGGAGAAUGUAUAUUUGUUUGCCCCUAACCUUAUUGGAUAUUUACGGGUGGUUUUGACAAUGGCUUCGUUGUACUACAUGCCGCUGCAUCCACGAACGUGCUCCCUUCUUUAUAGCGUGUCUUGCUUGCUGGAUGCUUUAGACGGAUAUGCAGCCCGCUACUUCAACCAGUCCACCACCUUCGGCGCGGUUCUGGAUAUGGUGACGGACCGCUGCACAACUGCGUGUUUACUGGUGUUUCUGAGCUCGGCGUGGCCUCGCUGGUCUAUUGUCUUUCAGAGUCUGAUUGCCUUGGAUAUGGCCAGCCAUUACAUGCACAUGUAUGCUACCCUCAGCAUGGGCGGGUCUGGCCAAAGUCACAAGAAGAUCGAUUCUAGCAGGAGCUGGAUCUUGUAUCAAUACUACAACAGCAGAACUGUUCUCUUCAUCUGCUGUGCUCUGAACGAGCUUUUCUUCAUUGGCCUAUACCUUCUUUCGUUCUCGUCUCCUAUUCUGUCUCCAUCCCUUCUCCAACCCGUUUCAGGCUCUGGGUCCGACGCUGCACAUCCGGUCUCGACUCACUCGUUCGCCAGCCCAUGGAGCGCUGGCGCACUCGAGAUGGCCAGGGCCAACAAGAUUGACAGCACCUGGCCUUGGAUUAUCACCGGAAUCUCGGCACCCGUGAUGGCUCUAAAGCAGAUCAUCAACGUGGUACAGCUUGUCAAGGCUAGCAACUGGCUGGUUGAAGGUGACAUUGCCAACCGCAAGGCACAGCGAGCUAAGAAAAACUAGGCCUCCAGCGCAGUUGUCGGGUGCCUGGCAGCCAGUGAAAUCACGGCUCUUUCUCACAUAAUCUUGGAGAUGUUGCUACCGCCUGGGCCUGAUUCACAUCACU